AUGGUUGCCGAGAAGCUGGAUGGACCAGACGAGUUUGCUACCUUGUGCGACUGUCUCUUCAGGACAAGCGUGCGCAGGCGAGAUACCUUCCUGGCCGCGCUUCACCGGCGCCGAUUCGAGGCUGUGCGGCGAGCACAUCCUUAUCCAGUACAUUCCAGGCUGGCUGAUGUUUUCAGAAUCGCCGAGCUGGCAACAGCGGUAUCGUCUUUUUUGUGCCUUGCUGGCACUUGCCGCCUUCGUGAACUGUCAAACUCAUCUCGUGAUGCCUCCAGGGCAGCCGUUUUCGGUCACUCAGACUCGCAGGCGGUCUUCGUAUCAGGCUGCAACCAGAACCUGACUAUGGAAAAGAUUGCGCACUUCGACCCUACUCGCCACAGGUGGAGCACGCUUUAUGUUCCGAAGUCAUUGUCGAUUGGUUCUCGCUCUUUCUGCAUGCCAACCUUGCUGGGGCACGAUGGCUAUCUGUAUGUAUGUGGGGCACGGAGCGACGACCACGCGAUGUGCAUCCAACGUUUCGAUGCAUUGAAAUCUUCCUGGACCACCCUGCCUUCGGCGCCAACGCCUCGCCGUGGCUUUAACAACUGGCCUGCCAUCGCCUGCAUGGAGGGCCACAUCUAUGUCUGUGGUGGCAGUAGUGAUGACGAAAACUUUUUGAGCGGAGUCGAUUGCUUCGACCCGCUGACCUUCAAGUGGGAAUCUUUGGGAGCGAUGGGCACGCCACGGGCAGGCGCUGCUGCCGCGGCUCUAAACGGUCACCUCUAUGUCUGUGGUGGCGAGACAGGCACCUCGGGAAUCAACGACUUCUCAGCUCUUGACACGGCCGAGCGUUUCGCACGAGUGAGCGGCUGGGAAAGUUUGCCUCCGAUGUCCGAGCCACGAGGCGGGGAUGCAAAUGGCGAUCCCAACAUCGCUGCCUGUGUCCUCGGCGACUUCCUCUACGUGCGUGGGGGGCACGAAGUCGACAGUAUGGAACGCUUUAAUCCAUCUGCUCAUUGCUGGGAGAGCCUACCGCCAAUGAGGACACCGAGGUAUUAUGCUGCCAUGGUGGCCUUCAACAGCCGAGUUUAUGUAUGCGGUGGGAAAGACGACUAUGACGCCGAGGACUUGGACUCCGUCGAGGCUUUCAAUCCAGCUCUCGGAUGUUGGGAAGCUGUACCCUCGAUGAACAUCCCAAGAGCGAAUGCUGGCGCAGUGGCUUCUGAAGGUUAUAUCUAUAUGUGUGGAGGUCGGAUAUACUCCGACAGUGGCCCUUCGAGGUGUUUGUCCUCACUGGAGCGCUAUUGCUUGUCUAGGUGUGGCUGGGAAGCUUUGCCAGCGAUACCUGCUGAGGGGGUUGAGCCUCACUCCAUUCUGCUCGUCUAG
Molecule: messenger RNA, 1362 nt
Organism: Symbiodinium sp. CCMP2592
Lineage: Eukaryota; Dinophyceae; Suessiales; Symbiodiniaceae
Source: the annotation of a GenBank genome assembly